CCCCUGUAACUGCGUAAACUAACAGAUCCAUACUUUUUAAAAUUAUGUUUCAGAACCCCAAAGAUUGUGAUGUGUUGUUGAUUUAUAUCUCCUCUAACUACCUGCAUCAGAAAAGGCACUGAAAUAGUUGUGAGCCACGAGAAAAUCAUUCAUUAAAACAAGCAAUUUUCCAUACUGAACCCUAUUCCAGCUCGCUUUUUGCAAUAAAAAAUUUGCCCCACUCAGCAGUACGCAGCAUGACCCAAGUUAGACAUCUAGCGCCUUUUGCGCUUCUAUCAGCUGUGCUUUUUCAUACCGAGGCCGUGGAUUGUUGUAUUGAACUGAAUUGAAGGAGUUUAACGCUAGAGCCGGACGGAGAAGAAAUAGUGUCCUUUUUUUUAACUAUUGUUUCCCUUAGCUCUUGUAUAUGACAUCGAAAAAAAACACACGUGAGUGGAAACAGAACUAAGAUGUUUAUCCCUGCUGCUGGUAAAGACACGAGUAGCUUUUUAUGGCAAGAUUUCGUGCUUGUACUCCCUGCUAUUUCUAUUGGUGGUGUUGGACAACUUGCAAUUGAUCUGCUUCUGUACAACAUUCCAGACACUGAAAGAGUCGGGUAUUUUCAUGAAAACUGUUUUGUACCAGUAGUUGGACCAGACCCAUUUGAAACAGAAAAAAGGCCAGCUCGGACCAUUUGUACAAGUUGUGAAGUCUUUCAAAGUCAGUCAAAGAAGUUAGUAAUCAUACAACAAAGAUCACCAUUUAUAAAGGGUAGAAUUCCUGCCUUCAGAAGACAGUUAGUGCAAUGGAUAGAAAAAUUCAAUUUCAAACACACUAUCAUUGUUGGAAGCUGCAGCUCCCAUAUCCAAGAUGAUGUGGAUUUGACAGUGCCUACCCAGCAAAUUAUGUUUCUGGCCUCAAAUAAAGACAAUUUAUUAGAAGAAGUGCUUAUAGAGAAACUAAGUUGGACAGUAUUUAGCCACAAAAAGCCAUCACUGGGGGCUGAAGAUCUUAAGAGUGAGAUAUUCAUUCCUGGAGGCGGUAUUGUCAAAACACUGUAUGAAGACUGUUGCAAAAAUGGUCUUUCUUCAAUUGCCUUACUGGUGUUCAGUAGCGAUGGUAAUGCAACAACUGAUGCUGUUACUGUUGUCAAUGGUUUUGAUAGAUUAUUGCCAUUUAUAUCAUCUAAAGAGUCUUUUUCUCCAGGUUCAUGGAAAUUUCCUGAUUCUUGGAGCAGGUUGCAGAAUCUAACUGCUAUUCCCAAGAUAUAUUGACAGUGCUUCUACCAGUGGCAUAAACCCUGACACCACUUGUUAUUUAAUGACGUCAUGUACAUUUAAAACAUAGUUUGUCGUCAAGGAUGAAGAUGCAAAUGCAAACCAAAUAGUUUCAUUGUUGGCUGUGACAAAGUGUUUUCAAAUAUCUAACGUUUCUACAUUAUUGAUAGCGUACCGCUUGCACAACCUAAUUCUUUCAUCACAACAGUUUUGCAUUUUCCUUACUGUUCUUGAUGCCUAACAUGCUGAUAACAUCUAAUCCCUGUCUUAA
Rhopilema esculentum is the source of this 1527-nucleotide messenger RNA. Its product is annotated as proteasome assembly chaperone 2. Lineage: Eukaryota; Metazoa; Cnidaria; Scyphozoa; Rhizostomeae; Rhizostomatidae. Gene Ontology annotation, biological process: proteasome assembly. Gene Ontology annotation, cellular component: nucleus; cytosol. The record is from RefSeq and is a predicted model, not a curated record.